AUUAGUACCUUUUGUUGAUACAUUUAAGGUUAGAUUAGAUUGGGUUUACUGACAUCACAUCCUAUUUCCAAAGUCUAUCUGAUCGCAAACAUAUUGAAACUGUAAAUUGAGUAUUUCUAUUGUUAGUUUGGAUUAAACUUAAAUAACUGUUGUCAUGACAUGAAACCAACUUUUCAAUUGCAAAGAUAUUAUGAAGAGUCGUUUUUAUCCGAUUGCAAGAAUGAAUUUGAUCUCAACUCAUUAGCAGAUAAUAAUGAUUUCACUGUUUAUAACUAUCUAGGUCACGAUAUACUUGUGUGCCGAAAACCAGCCUUAACAGAACAUCAUAGCUCUAGAUUGAAGACUGAUGACAGAAUCGACUUAUUAUACGAUUUGAAAACAUCUCUGGAAGGGGAACGACGUGAAAAAACUGGUCAUUCAUAUGAUUAUAAACCUCAGAAAAUGCAGUGUGGCCCUCAUUUUCUUCACCGCGCUCAAUUUCACUCUUCGAAAUGUACGUUUCCAAAUCCAAAAAUAAAAGUCAAUAUUGAAAACCUUCAUAUGUACCCGGGCUUGAAGUGGAGUGUGAACAGAACUCAAAAAAUAAGUAGACGAACUGCUUCCAGGUCAAGCAAUGUCAUUCCAAUAACCAGCUUCAUAAGUGAUAUAUUUAAAUUACAUAGGAUUCAAUAAAAGCGUCUUAAGAUUGACAAAGUUAUGUAUGCACAAUGGAGAAGAUGAACUGUAACCACAUAAAUAUAUAUGGAAAUAGCAACAUGUCCACAUUAGCUAGUACAAUAAACUGCAAUAUAUUUCCCUCGGGAGAGAUAAUGAAUUACAAGUGUAAACAAGUUUUUCAGAUGUUACUUUUGGUACUGACUAUAUCCCAAACUGCAUGAAAUUGUAUUACCCACAAUGCUAGCUAUUCGUCUCUACAUUUUGACUCAAAUGUUUUGUCUUUAGAAUACCAUCGUGGAUUUGUUUGGUUUUAAAACGAUAAAAUUCAUAGGCAUGUCCUUAACAGAAGCUAAGUAUUGUUUGAGUGAAAAAAUAGUCUUUUUAAUAAACAUUAAAGUCUGCUCCUUUUAGACACAUUUGACGUACAUGUUCACUUCCUUUAAAAAACUCAUGUAUUUAUAAAUUUAAAUAAAUUAAAAUUCGAAUAAUUCUUGUUCUUAUGAAAGCCAUAGGUCAUUAGAUAACACUCAUUGCGUUUGGUCGUAUCGAUAAAUGUCAAAAAAUAUGAUGCACUCUCUAUAUCACUCAGUAGUCGUCAUAUUUUCUGUUUCACUUCCACAGUUAUACGUCAACAGCGUAUAAAAUAUAAUUGUUGACUGAUAAAUUACAAAAUGUAGACUUACUAAGGAUUCACUCGAAAAUCUUUCUGUGAAACGUUUUAUCUCAAAUAGUCAAUUUGACGACCAUGCUAAUAUCAAGUCGUAUGAAUUUCAACUUAAAAGGUCUGAUGACUUUGAAGGCAUGAAGAGAGAUGUAUUAUCACAUAACAGUUUUAGAUUUAGUACUGUGACAAUCACAUUCAUACUAAAGAACUACCUUUGAGUGUUCUCUCUGAAGAUGUAAGGGAAAUUAAGUUUAAGCCGUUGACAAGUAAGUUGUAAAAGCUAGAAUCUUUUAUUUCAACAAUCUCUUCUUGAAACUUGUAAUUGACUACAGAUUUUAGGGACGUUAGGUUUGUUUUCCCCUAAGUGUGUUCAUGUGGUUAAGUUAAACUCUCAGUUAUUCCUCUGAUUGUUAACUUUAAAACUACAUUAUGACAUUUACCUGAAGCGAAUGUAGAGAUUGUCUAAUUUCUUCAUCAGUUUUCUGUAAUGACAUUUACAAAACAACAAACCAGAAAAUUGAAGACUUGUCCUAUCAACGGCCAUGAUUAGCAGUAAACACUUUGUAGUGACUUUGUUUUGCUAAACAAUCGUCUCGAGAACCGUUAUAAUAUAAGUCCAAACGGUGUUUGAAAUCAGAAGACAAAGAGAAGAGGCAACCAUAGUUUAUAAGUAGAUAGCGCAGAUCACAAAGCUAAAAGCACAUCGAGCGUAUUUGAAGCGGAGAAGCGAAUAAGUAUAUGUAAGCAAAUACAUAGGUAAAUUUAUAGUCAAAUAGCAUAAGGGUGUAGCAAGGCAAAACGAAAGCUAACAAUAAGAUUUAAGUAUAUAUAUAUAGUCAGAGGGGUCCUACAAAAAUGAGUAAAUAACAUAUAAUUAGACGCAAAAAAUGUCUCUCAGUCUCAGCACUUCCGACACUCGUUUCAACCAUGUUCGUCUGGAUAUUGUGAGACAUCCACCAAAUUCAGAUGGAUACUUUUCUUAGAUGUAUUCCGAUUUUCGGUGCGUCAUCCAGUCUGCCGAGGUCAAUAUGGAAAAGAUCUCCAUAAUUCCCAAAUCAAGAGUAAAAAAUAACACAUGCUAGACAUCAAAAUUAAAUUCAAGGAUUGCAUUAAUGACUGAAUCAGCGAGGGGACACUUGUAAUUCUCCAGAAGCAGGGUUUUGCCGGGGCAGGCACAAUUUUUGGAUAAGAGCUCCCAUGAUUAUGAUUUGAUAUUAUUCAAACCGUUUCUCUUGACACUCCAAAUAAGCUACUAGUUGCUCCAAAGAAAUAUUCACCGUAUUUUUCCCCGUCGCUACUGAUAAGUCCUCCGAAUGAAUGCUAGAUUUCAUUCCUAAACCCUAUUAGUAACCCCCAGGUUAGAUCCACACAACGUGAACACGAGGGAAAACUUGAGAAAUAUGGAAGAAAUGCUUUACUCCAAAGGUUUGUUUAUGAACAGAAAAUCCAAGAUUUUUAUAGUAUUUUAGAUGGUCUUGGGUUGCCGGAAAAUUAUCGAACGCUACUAAACAUAGUAGCAGUAUUGGUAAUCAUCCAAUCAGAAACCCGAUAUGUGACUUCUUUUUCUCGAUGUUUCUGGCAAAACUCCUAGUGAAUGCUGACUUGAUAAGAUGCUUCUCGGUGUUUUCAGAGCCCUUUUGGCUUUUUUGAGGAAUUUUUUGGAUCUCUUCAACAGACCAGCCAGUGUUGUGAAUUAGACGAAGUCUCGAAAUAAAACGGAACGGAUUCGUUAUGUGGACGACACAUUCGUCAUCGUCAAAAAGGACGAGCUGGAAAACACCUACAAUUUGAUCAACAAUGUUUUCGAUUACAUCAAGUUCACAAUGGAACAGGAGUCAAACAACAAACUACCAGUCUUGUAUGUAUUAAUCACUAGAGCCGAUACAGGAUAUCUGGAGACUCAAAUAUAUUGUAUGACGACCCACACAGAUCAAAUUCUCAAUUACGGUAGCAACAACCUAGGAGCUCACAAAAUCGAUUGCGUACAAACUUUGUUCAAGUGAGCGAGGACACACUGCAACACAAGUGUAGGGCAGAAAAAUGAAGAAAAAUAUCUAAGGACUAUCUUCCAGAAAACGGCUACCCACAUAACUUCAUCAAAAAAUACUAACCAGACGCAUCAGCAGAAACAAAUUCAUGUACGCAAACCAACAAACGGAAUAUCUCACCAUAUGUAAAAGGCAUAUAUUAAAUUACGAGAUUGUUGAAGCCGUUUGGAAUAGGCGUAGCACACAAACCAACAAAAUCACUUCAAUCAAUCCUAUGCAAACUAAAGAACGAAAUGACAAAAGAAGAAAAACCAGACACCAUCUACAAAUUAAAUCGUUUCAACUGCGUAAAGUGGACGCCAUCUUCAUCUUCGCCUGGACGAACAUCAAUUAGUGGUCAAACGUCAUGAUAUAUCGUCACUUAUAUCAAUGCAUGCGGACAAUUGUGGACACGCAUUCGACUGGGAAAAUGUUAAGAUUUUGGAUGGAGAUAAUUCUAAAAACGCCAAAGGAUCCUUAGAAGCUUGGCGCUCAGGUCAAUCAGCAAUCGACAAGCACAUUAAAAUCGACCCAAUUUAUCAACCAAUCAGAAAAAUUACGGACAAAUAUAGGACCAGGAAUCAAAUUGAUGGGAGAUACAAUCAAAAUAAAGAGGUACACAAUGACAGGUUAAAGGUCAACAAUAACCAAUCAAGAUCGAGGUCUACAGGACAAGCUGUGAGCCAUAUGUGGAGAACUUCGAACAUUUCACUUCUACCUGAAGUUUUUGAUGAUGAUAUCGUUCAGAAUAACGAUGAAAGCUGCACGACUAAACCAUCCAGCUCAGAGGACAAAACUCCACCAAAAUCAUUCACCUGAGCUAAAACUCUUCACCCUAUCAACACCGGGAUCAAUCAAACUAUGACAGAUUCAGUUAACAACUUUAUUUAUUGUAAUUAUCACAUCGUUCUUUAAAUCACUUAGUUAUCAGUUCAACUUUAUUUUCACAAUCAUUUGUGAAAUUAUAAUAUUGUUAUGUAACACUACCAUUCUAUGAGUAUUAUUUUAUUGUUAUAAAUCACAGAUAUCAAUGCAGAAUCAUGAUGGAUAUCUAAUUGAAAAGUUAUGUUUCUUCUCUAUCCUUUUUCUCGCCUGAUUACUUUCGCAAACUUUUGAACAGUUUGAUUAGAAGAAGAUCCUCACAAAAUUGAAAGGGAGAUUUGUUAUAAAUAUUCUAUCGCAAUUUCUGACAAUAAAACUCAUGUUAUCCUUUCUGUGAAGUUGAAUUAACGGGAGACAAAAUGGACUACUAUAACUAGCUAUUUUUUCUUCAUUUAAAAUAUUUCAAUGGAGUACAAUUUAAAUUCGUACAGUUUUCAAUAUACGCACAAGUAAGAUUUACUUUCACUGUGCUUCAAAAUAAUCUCUCGUUCUCUGUAUGGUUUUGUUGAUGAGAGAUUGCAAAUGAAAAGACAACUACAGUAUCAAUUAUUGCAGACGAAAAUUUACAAGUAGCAGAACUCAGACUACUCAACUACUCUUGUUAAUCAUGAAACAGAUUGAUGACAAUGAAUGAAAAUAUUUGUAAUAAUAUUGUUUCUUGGAGAUUCUUUGGUAUCCGUGAUUUUCUCAGCUGGUAUAUACUAUAGAAUAACUCAUUCAAUUACCCAAUUAAUACAUUUACAAAGUUCAAUUAUAAUGGUAAGUUUAUGAUAAUUUAGUUUACAGAUCAUUUACUUUAAAAUGAGUUUUUAUCAACAACAUAAAACACAAUCAAACAGAUAAAAAGAACUAUGUGUGAUUAAUUAAUAUUUGCAACAAAAUAAUUACCGAUUUUUUAAAAUUUAAUUAGGUGAUCAUAGUUUAUAAGAAAAAAAUAAUCGUCUUAAUUCAAUGGACUUAGAUGCAUUGUCUGUUUAUUGAUUUAAACGAUUCAGUGGCAAUUUUACUUAUUAACACACAUUAUCUCGAUGUUAAAUUUGAAUAAAGAUUGAAUAGUUUUGAACUUUUUUUUCUUGAUGAGUAUUUCUUUAUCAUAGGUAUAAACUUCUAGGAGGUAUUUAUGCUACGGCUUUUCAUACUGUCAUCUUUCUAAUUUCGACAUUCAAGCACAUAACAGGAAAAGAAGUGUUAAACAAAUCAGUCUAGGAAACUUGUAUGGUUUAUUGCUUUCUCCAAUCAUUAUUAUCAUAUUAAAUACACUAAGUUGUGUGAAAGAUAAGUAUACUUAAGAAGUGUCUUAAUUAAUGUUUGGUUUGAUUAGACAUGUCACUUAGAAAAACUCAUUAUACACAAUAAAGCCUAGAAACUGUAAAUUAAAUACAAGUGAUAUAGACUUACCUAUAAACGAAAAAUGUAUCAUCUCAAGACUGAAGACUCAAUUCACUUAGGGUUAAAUACACGGUUCAAAGUACAACUGUCAGAAUGAAGUAUAGCAUCAGAGCUUCUAUUAACAUUAUUCACUAAAGAUUUACUUCCAAAAAUUCACGACUAAUCUAAAGUUGUCUACAACUGAAAUAUAAUUUGAGCAUGCUAUGAACUGGUCCAGUGUAGCGUGACCAGAUAUGGUGGACAAAUAAUACAAUUAUAGCAAAAAUCACACCUUUAAUUACUUCUUUAAUGAGACUAUGCAAUACUAUGUAAAAUUCACUGACUGAGUUGUUAAAAAUAAUGACAUAUUUGAAUUUGAUAAUACCAGAAAAUUGGAAUAGAAAUUCUAGCCUAACAAAAUCUGUGACCUAAAAUCACGUUAGUAAGUCCAUACCACUAAUCGAACGACAAAGAUGUUAUUGUGACGAAAAUGUGAGGACGAGAUAUGACAGAAAAUACUAAUAAUAAUAAUAAUAAUGCGUGUAUAAAAUGUUAAAACAGUCAAACGAAACUGUGAAGUGUCAUCUGUAGAAGUUCGCAUGCAUCUACAUAGAUAUCCGUGUCAAGAAUACUGAAAAAAGUACACCUAGAACAGAAGUAAAAAACAUUUAUUGAUUUUAACAAGAAAAUGCAUGU
Molecule: messenger RNA, 6294 nt
Organism: Schistosoma haematobium
Lineage: Eukaryota; Metazoa; Platyhelminthes; Trematoda; Strigeidida; Schistosomatidae
Exons: 2
Coding region: 160-672 (170 amino acids)
Source: RefSeq, a predicted model, not a curated record